Molecule: messenger RNA, 663 nt
Organism: Colletotrichum truncatum
Lineage: Eukaryota; Fungi; Ascomycota; Sordariomycetes; Glomerellales; Glomerellaceae
Source: RefSeq, a predicted model, not a curated record
AUGGGCCGGACCACAAGAUCCAGUGCAAGAACACAAAAUGUUGUGACGGAGAAGGUUUCUGCAAAACUACCAAUUCCAACGGAAUCUCUUGAAGGCCCUGGUUCGAUUCCGAUUCUACUUUUCGAGAAUCAAGCAGCAUGGGAGGCAUGGCUUGUCGACCACCACACCCAGACAUCAGCAGUAUGGCUUCAAAUUAGUAAGAAAAAUGCACCAACCCCUACCGUCAGCUACGACGAAGCACUUGAUGUCAGUCUUUGUUACGGCUGGAUCGAUGGCCAACGCAAGUCCCACGAUGAACAACACUUCAUACAACGAUUCACGCCGCGCCGUAAGAACAGUCUGUGGUCCAAAAGAAAUGUGGACAAAGUGGCCCGUCUUACUGAAUUGAAGCGUAUGAGGGCGCCGGGGCAGGCCGAGGUUGAUGCUGCGAAGGUAGACGGGCGGUGGGAUAGGGCAUACUCUUCUGCAAGCCUCAUGGAAGUGCCGCUGGACUUUCAGACGGCGUUAGAAGAGAAUUUGAGCGCGAGGAAGUUUUUUGACGCUUUGAAUAGAACGCAGAGAUAUGCUUUUCUAUGGAGGAUCGAGACAACCAAGAGGCCUGAGACGCGGAAGCGGAAGAUUGCGCAAUUCAUAGACGUACUCGCCGAGCAUAAGACUCUAUAA